AUGCCCUACCCCGCCGCGCAGGCCCUGGAGCGCCCCGAGAACCUGGGCGACCUGGGCACGACCCCGGGCGUCUGCAAGCGCCUCGUCGUCGCCCAGACCCUGGCCCUCCAGGAGCUGCUCCUCCGAGCACAGGUGGCCCUCGGGCUGGCCCGGCAGAGCGCGGCCGGCCUCGGCCGCCUGGCCCAGGAGGGCGUGCGCCUGGUGCAGCAGAACCGGGCUCUGACUGCUGGCGCCCGGGCCAGGCCGGCCGGGCCGAUUCCCAGCGUGGACCAGUGCAUCGCAGGGCUGCAGGACAUCGCGCAUACGCACGACCGACAGGGAGCCCUGCUCGCCGCUCUGGUGGAUGAGGCGCACGCCGGCACCGAGGCAGAUGAGUGGCCCCACAUCCUUGCCGCCAGCACCGCCUCCCUCUGCAUCGACCGACGGCGAGUUGGGGACCUCCUUUAUGUCAUGGAGCAGACGGAGGAGAAACGACGGCUGUGA
Auxenochlorella protothecoides is the source of this 483-nucleotide messenger RNA. RefSeq lists its product as hypothetical. NCBI's taxonomy places the organism in Eukaryota, Viridiplantae, Chlorophyta, Trebouxiophyceae, Chlorellales, Chlorellaceae. The transcript is spliced from 2 exons. The record is from RefSeq and is a predicted model, not a curated record. The coding region runs from base 1 to 483 and encodes 160 amino acids.